AUGGAAAAGCUCAUCCCACUUUUCAAUAAGCUGCAAGAAGUCUUAAUAUCUGCUAAUAUUUCCCACAUCAUCAGUUUACCACAAAUAGUAGUCGUGGGAUCUCAAUCUUCAGGCAAAAGCAGUGUUCUUGAAAGUAUUGUCGGUAGAGAUUUUCUUCCUCGAGGCUCUGGGAUAGUAACAAAAUGCCCUCUCCGUUUAAAACUCGUAAAAAGUCAAGAAACUCACGAAUAUGGAAUUUUUAAGCACAUCCCAGACACAUUUUUUGACAACUUUGAUGACAUCCGUGAAGAAAUAAAAAAUCGAACCGCAGACCUUGUAGGCAAUGGUAAAUCGAUUUCUACGAAACCUAUAGAGUUGACUAUUUAUUCUCCUAAUGUCCUUGAUAUCACUUUGGUUGAUUUACCAGGAAUAGUUAAGAUCUCAGUUUCAGGGCAAAGUAAUGAUAUUGAACAGAGCAUCCGUAAUAUGAUUAUUGAGUAUAUUUCAAACCCAGAUACCAUAAUAUUAGCUAUUUCAGCUGCUAAUAAUGAUUUAGCCAAUUCAGAUGCUUUACAGCUCGCCCAUCAUGUAGAUCCAAACGGAGAAAGAACUAUUGGAGUGCUCACAAAAAUAGAUAUCAUGGACCGAGGGACUGACGCUAUUGAUAUGCUGAAUGGCGCCGUUUUCCCGCUUAGGCUUGGAUAUGUAGGCGUCAUGUGCAGAAGUCAGGAAGAUAUCAACAGAAACGUGACAAUGAAGAAACAUCUUUUGAAAGAAGAAAAAUUCUUUAGAGAAAGCCCAGUUUAUGGGAGGUAUGCUGAUCGGUUGGGGAUCAAAUAUAGAAAUUUCCCAUAGAUGGCGCUGUUUGCCCUUGAUUUGCCCAUGAAGAAAAGUUUUUGGUUCAACCAAACCAUAUGGUACUGGUCGAACCAAAAAAUUGCCCCAGUGGGCAAAUCAAGGCAAACAGCGCCAUCUAUAGGAAAAUUUCUAUAUUUGACGAUGAGACUUAAUAAAAUAUUGCAAACUCAUAUAAAUAAUAGCAUUCCUGCAAUAAAGAAAAAAGUUCAUGAUGAGCUGGAAGCUAAUUUGGAGAAAUUAAAAGAGUAUGGGGAAGCUUUGUCAUCCAGAGAUGCAAAAACAGGAGUUCUGUUAAGUGUCAUACAAAAAGUAGCAAAGAGCUUUCAAGAAAAUAUUGAAGGGAAAAAUGUGAGAAAUGUCACAGAAGAACUUAUGGGUGGAGCCAGAAUUAAUUAUAUUUUUCAUCAAAUUUUUGUCAGCGGGAUUUCAAAGAUUGAUCCAUUACAAGAAUUGAAUGAUCAAAAAAUAAGAACUGCGGUCAUGAAUGCAACAGGACUUGGAAGCUCUUUGUUUGUUCCUGAAUCUGCUUUCGAAAUUUUAAUCAAAAGCCAAAUCCCAAGAUUGCAUGAACCUAGCUUGAAUUGUAUGAAUUUGAUAUAUGAAGAACUGAAGAGCAUUAUGAGCAAAAUUGAGAUUCCUGAGCUUGAGAGAUUUAAAAAGCUGAAAGAUGCUGUUUCAGAAGUAAUAAACCAGCUCUUAGCAUCCAGACUUAAACCAACUAGGAAAAUGAUAGAUCGUUUAAUUGACGUUGAAGGUGCUUAUAUCAAUACACACCAUCCUCAAUUUAUCGGUGGUUCUAAGGCUCUUGUAACGGCUCAAAGCCAAUUAAGGCCAGCUGCCCAAGAACCUCUAAUUGACAAAAGUAUCCUUCCGCAGCCCAUCAUCCAGAAGAAAAAAGAGGAAACAAUUAUGACAUCCUCUUCUUGGUUCUCAUUCAGGGCUCAAGAUGCCCCUAAGUCUGACCAAGAGGAAGAAAAAAUCCCUGAAAAGCCGAAAAUUAGCUUCGAUUUCGUUGGUCCUCCGUCAAAUCUGCAGCCAUCGUCAAAAAUGACACCUGAAGAAAAAGAGCAAAUUGAGAUGAUAAAAAUUUUGAUAAAAUCAUAUUUUGACAUUGUCAGGGUAAAUAUCGGGGAUUUAGUGCCAAAAACGAUUAUGGGAUUUUUGGUGAACAGAUCAAAAGAUGAGCUUCAAAGAGAGUUGGUUAAGAAAUUGUAUAAAGAAGAGCAGUGUGACGAGUUGUUGGAGGAGUCUGAUGGGAUUACACAGGAAAGAGAAAAAGCCCACGAGGCUGCAGACGGGCUGAGAAAGGCAAUUCAUAUUUUGAAUGAAGCAAGAUUAAGAUUAUAUGGCCAUAAGCCAGAAUUUAAGAGGUAAAACCUGUCAAGUCCACCUGACAGGGACAGAAAACAAAGCUUCCCUCUUCGGCAAUACAUCUUUAAACCUGAAGACCUGCUUCAAAAAGAGACAGAGCCCUAUUUUCAACUUUAUCAGGAUGAUUCCAACCUGCUCCAUAGGGAGUGCGCCUUGAUACCAAUCUUUGCCUGUGUCGCCAUUUUCUUUUUUGAAUGAAGUAAGGGAGUAUAAAAUUAGUGAGUAA
Blepharisma stoltei is the source of this 2434-nucleotide messenger RNA. Lineage: Eukaryota; Ciliophora; Heterotrichea; Heterotrichida; Blepharismidae. The record is from the annotation of a GenBank genome assembly.